Danaus chrysippus (African queen) is the source of this 1152-nucleotide messenger RNA. The record is from the annotation of a GenBank genome assembly. NCBI's taxonomy places the organism in Eukaryota, Metazoa, Arthropoda, Insecta, Lepidoptera, Nymphalidae.
AUGAGUGACAAUAAGAACGAUAAAAAACAAAUACGCGUGUGGUGUGAUGGCUGUUAUGAUAUGGUACAUUUUGGUCAUGCCAACUCUUUGAGACAAGCAAAAGCCUUAGGCGAUGUGUUGAUUGUGGGAGUGCACACAGAUGAAGAAAUAUCCAAACAUAAAGGUCCACCUGUGUUCACACAGCAGGAGAGAUACAAAAUGGUUGGUGCAAUCAAAUGGGUCGACCAUGUGGUGGAGGGUGCACCUUAUGUGACUACAUUAGAAACAUUAGACAAAUACCAGUGUGAUUUCUGUGUGCAUGGAGAUGACAUAACAGUAACGGCCGAUGGGAUUGAUACAUACCAUUUAGUAAAAGAAGCCGGCAGAUACAGAGAGGUGAAGAGAACUGCUGGAGUGUCAACCACAGACUUAGUUGGAAGAAUGUUACUGCUUACAAGAGAACAUUUUAAGAGAGGUGACAAAGAGUAUUCAGUUGAACUGGAGCAUUCAUCAAAUCUUGGUACGGAUUCCACAGCGAGGUCACCAUACACCGGUUGUUCACAGUUCCUGCCUACCACACAGAAGAUUAUACAAUUUAGCAGUGGACUCUCACCAAAGCCCACAGAUAAGGUAGUAUAUGUGGCUGGUGCUUUCGACCUGUUCCAUGUCGGUCACCUGGACUUCCUGGAGGCGGCGCACGCGCAGGGUGACUUCCUCAUAGUAGGGCUCCACACAGACCUCGAGGUCAACAGAUAUAAAGGCUCCAACUACCCCAUUAUGAACCUUCACGAGAGAGUCCUAUCUGUGUUGGCUUGUAAGUAUGUGCACGAGGUGGUGAUUGGAGCUCCUUACAGCGUGACAGCUGAUCUGAUGGACCAUUUUGGUGUGAAGGUGGUGUGUCACGGACUGACCCCCAUCGCUAGCGACAAGGACGGAGCUGAUCCAUACCAGGUGCCCAAGGAACGGGGCUGCUUUAAGACAAUAAACUCGGGUAACACAAUGACAACAGAAGAUAUAGUCCAGAGAAUAAUCCGUCACCGAUUAGAAUUUGAAGAGAGGAAUUCUAAGAAGGAACAGAAAGAAGUUGCCGUUAUGAAAACUAUACAGAAGAAACAUUUGAAACAGAAUGGUAACUGUGAAAAUGUAAAAGGUUAUGGAGAUCUAAUUAAAUAA